Messenger RNA from Cavia porcellus (domestic guinea pig), 4895 nucleotides. It is a transcript of the gene Cntn3, whose product is annotated as contactin 3. NCBI's taxonomy places the organism in Eukaryota, Metazoa, Chordata, Mammalia, Rodentia, Caviidae. The transcript is spliced from 26 exons. Gene Ontology annotation, biological process: cell-cell adhesion; brain development; axon guidance. Bases 461 to 3544 code for a protein of 1027 amino acids. Gene Ontology annotation, cellular component: plasma membrane; axon. The record is from RefSeq and is a predicted model, not a curated record. Gene Ontology annotation, molecular function: cell-cell adhesion mediator activity.
CGCCGCGGGUUCGGCAGGGAACGGCGCGGACGGGGGCGCGCACGGCGGCCCCCGGGGCCCGGACUAGCGGCUGCGGCGGGCGGGCCGGCGGGGCGGGCGCUCUGCAGGCUUCGGUGACCAGCUUUCUCACCAUGAUGUGAGACUCCAGGGCAGAGUCUUCUCCGAUGCCACUACUGCCUCAGAGCCAGAGGACGGUGGGCUGAAACUUCUAAAAGUCAAGAGCCAGAGUACCACGUACCUGUCUUACUUUAAAUCGGUUGGAAGACAACUGCAAAUUAGGACCUUGAGAAUAGGAGGGCAAGCACUGUGGAAGAAACAAAAUGAGAACUGGAAGUGGUGGCACACACCUCUAAUCCCAGAACUUUGAAAGUCAAACACAGAUUAAAGAAAUUACCUGAAGACAAAACAUUAUAUUCCUCAGAGACUGGACAAGAGCUACUCUUGCUUUUGGCAAUUAAAAAUGAUGUCAUGGAAACAGUUGAUCCUUCUUUCUCUCAUUGGCUGCCUGGGAGGUGAGCUUCUAUUGCAAGGACCCGUGUUUCUCAAAGAGCCCAGCAACAGCAUUUUCCCUGUUGAUUCUGAAGAUAAAAAAAUUACGUUAAACUGUGAAGCAAAAGGCAACCCUUCACCUCAUUACAGAUGGCAGCUGAAUGGAAGUAAUAUUGAUAUGAGUAUGGAACAUCGUUACAAGUUGAAUGGUGGAAAUCUUGUGGUUUUUAACCCCAACAGAAGUUGGGAUACUGGAAGUUACCAAUGUUUUGCAACAAAUUCACUUGGAACAGUUGUCAGCAGAGAAGCAAAACUCCAAUUUGCCUAUCUUGAAAAUUUUAAAACCAAAAUGAGAAGUACGGUGUCUGUGCGUGAAGGCCAGGGAGUCGUCCUGCUUUGUGGUCCCCCGCCCCACUCAGGUGAAUUAUCCUAUGCUUGGAUCUUCAAUGAAUAUCCAUCAUUUGUUGAAGAAGAUAGUCGGAGAUUUGUCUCUCAAGAGACAGGACACCUCUACAUAGCUAAGGUGGAGCCAUCUGAUGUGGGAAAUUAUACAUGUGUGGUUACAAGUAUGGUGACAAACGCCAGAGUCCUGGGUUCUCCAACUCCUCUGAUGCUGCGUUCUGAUGGUGUGAUGGGUGAAUAUGAACCCAAAAUAGAAGUUCAGUUUCCAGAAACUCUUCCAGCUGCUAAAGGUGCAACCGUGAAACUGGAGUGUUUUGCUCUUGGAAACCCUGUACCUCAGAUUAAUUGGAGAAGAAGUGAUGGAAUGCCAUUUCCGUCCAAAAUCAAGCUGAGAAAGUUCAAUGGUGUGCUGGAGAUCCCUGCCUUCCAGCAGGAGGAUGCUGGGUCCUAUGAAUGCAUCGCUGAGAAUUCCCGGGGAAAGAAUGUAGCCAGAGGACGCCUCACUUACUAUGCAAAGCCUCAUUGGGUUCAGUUCAUAAAAGAUAUGGAAAUGGCUGUGGAGGACAGUCUUUACUGGGAAUGUCGAGCCAGUGGGAAGCCCAAACCUUCCUACCGAUGGUUGAAAAAUGGAGAAGCCCUGGUCUUAGAGGAGAGAAUACAGAUAGAAAAUGGUGCUCUUACAAUAUCCAACCUAAAUGUGACUGAUUCUGGCAUGUUCCAGUGCAUAGCAGAAAACAAACAUGGUCUCAUCUAUUCCAGUGCUGAGCUGAAGGUUGUUGCCUCUGCUCCCGAUUUUUCAAAGAACCCCAUGAGAAACUUGAUUCGGGUGCAGGUGGGAAGCCUGGUGAACCUGGAUUGCAAACCCAGAGCUUCCCCCAGGGCACUGUGUUCCUGGAAGAAAGGAGAUGCAGUGGUGCAGGAACAUGAAAGAGUUUCUUUUCUAAAAGAUGGAGGACUGAAAAUAGCCAAUGUGACCAAAGCUGAUUCUGGAACCUACACCUGCACAGCAGAAAACCAGUUUGGAAAAGCCAAUGGCACAACACUCCUGGUGGUUACAGAACCUACGAGAAUAACUUUGGCCCCUUCUAAUAUGGAUGUCUCGGUGGGUGAAAGUAUCAUUUUGCCCUGCCAGGUGAAACAUGACCCUUUGUUAGACAUUAUGUUUACCUGGUACUUCAAUGGGGCCCUCACGGAUUUUAAGAAAGAUGGAUCCCACUUUGAGAAAGUUGGUGGGAGUUCAUCUGGUGAUUUAAUGAUCAGAAACAUUCAGCUGAGGCACAGUGGAAAGUACGUCUGUAUGGUCCAAACUGGGGUAGACAGCGUUUCAUCUGCCGCUGAACUUAUAGUAAGAGGUUCACCUGGACCACCAAAAAAUGUGAAAGUUGAUGAAAUUACAGACACAACAGCCCAACUGUCUUGGAGAGAAGGCAUAGACAAUCACAGCCCAGUCACAUCAUAUGCUAUCCAGGCUAGAACACCUUUCUCCGUGGGCUGGCAAACUGUCACAACAGUGCCUGAGGUCAUCGAUGGGAAAACACACACAGCUACUGUGGUCGAGUUAAAUCCUUGGGUGGAAUAUGAAUUUCGGGUUGUAGCCAGUAACAAAAUCGGAGGUGGAGAACCCAGUUUUCCCUCAGAAAAAGUAAGAACUGAAGAGGCAGUUCCAGAAGUGCCUCCUUCUGAAGUCAAUGGAGGAGGUGGAAGCCGGUCUGAACUGGUGAUAACCUGGGAUCCAGUUCCUGAAGAAUUGCAGAAUGGUGAAGGUUUUGGGUAUGUCGUUGCCUUCCGCCCUCUUGGAAUUACCACCUGGAUACAGACAGUGGUGACAUCUCCUGAUACCCCAAGAUAUGUCUUUAGAAAUGAAAGCAUUGUGCCAUUUUCACCAUAUGAAGUUAAAGUGGGUGUUUAUAAUAACAAAGGUGAAGGACCAUUUAGCCCAGUGACGACAGUGUUCUCUGCAGAAGAAGAGCCCACAGUAGCGCCAUCUCAGGUGUCUGCUCAUAGCCUGUCUUCCUCAGAAAUUGAAGUUGCAUGGAACACGAUUCCGUGGAAGUUAAGCAAUGGUCAUUUACUUGGCUAUGAGGUACGGUACUGGAACAAUGGAGGAGAGGAGGAGUCAUCAAGCAAAGUGAAAGUGGCAGGAAAUGAGACAUCAGCCCGCCUCAGGGGCCUGAAGAGCAACCUGGCGUAUUACACUGCUGUCAGGGCUUACAACAGUGCCGGUGCUGGUCCCUUCAGUGCCACCGUUAAUGCAACCACCAAGAAAACACCUCCCAGUCAGCCUCCCGGAAAUGUUGUGUGGAAUGCAACCGAUUCUAAAGUGUUACUUAACUGGGAGCAAGUGAAAGCAAUGGAGAAUGAAUCUGAAGUCACAGGAUAUAAAGUUUUUUAUAGGACUAGCAGUCAAAACAGUGUGCAAGUGUUGAAUACAAAUAAAACUUCAGCUGAACUUUUGCUGCCCUUUAAGGAAGACUACAUUAUUGAAGUCAAGGCCACAACUGAUGGAGGGGAUGGCACCAGUAGUGAACAGAUCAGGAUUCCAAGGAUUACCAAUAUGGACGCAAGAGGAUCCACUUCAGCCAUCUCGAAUGUCCACCUUAUGUCAAGUUAUAUACCUGUGGCACUGUUCUUUAUUGUAAAUGCCCUGUGGUGAUGUUUAUUCUAUUUUUAUUAUUUACUGGAAUUGGUUACCAAAAAAAGUGCUUUCAUGAAACAGUGAUUGUGCAUGUUUUUUUAACUGUUUCUAACUUUCUACUUCAUUAUAGGUAAAAUAUGAAUAUAAUAAAAAAACGGUUAAUCCUGUUAGAGGAAUCUGAAAUGCCUUAAUAUUUACUUGAUAAGCCAAAGGAAUUUACAUAUUACAUACUGCAAAUUUUUGAUAUCAAUUCUUUACGAGUUUAUGACAAAAACUCGCAUACUCCCACAUAGCCACACACACACACACACACACACACACACACACACACACAUUUUUAAAUAUUGAAAUGUUCUUCAUUUAAUCCAAAUGCUCUUCUCCCAAUAUCACAACAUUAUUUGUAAGACAAUCCAUAUCAUUUUAAAAUGAUGAUUUAAAUCUCCAGGGGUGAAAAUACAUUUAAAUAAUUAUCUUAUUAGAAGGGAAUGGCAUUGUAUUGCUGGAAAAUGCUUUUGGGGAGCUUAGUAGAGUAUGUUUUCUUUAGUGUGCUACUAAAUUAUUGUAAGAAUUUAGAUUCCACUUUGCUCUCUGUACCUCUCAAUCAUUCAUAAGCAAAAUGCAAUGAUAGUAAUAUCUGUCUGAGCUGCCUCUGACCCAUGAAUUAGUUGUUAAAAAUUAAAGGAAAUAUGAAAGUGCUUUGUCAAUCCAAAUGCCAUGUUUCUGUGCAAACCGUUGCAUGGAUUUCCUUAAGCAUACAAGAUUCAUGAAGAUCAGCUGCAUUUCUUAAGCUUUUUCAUAUUUUAAAGUAUAAUUUUGAAAAGAAUUAUUGUCUUCACACCUAAGAUAGCUUUCAGACUUUAAUAAAACCCAGUUGAGAAAAUAAGGAGUAACAUAAAUCUCAACCCAAAUAUUAAGCAAAAUCUACACAGUUCUUUUCUUUUUCUGAUUUCUGGUUCCAUUAAGGGCUGUUUUGGUUGGUGCCGACUUUUUUUUUUUUUUUUUUAAUGAGAGAAAUUCCACUGUAUGUCUCAGUGAGUCAAGCAGGCUUUUCUGUUCCUGAGUUAAACUUAUAACUGAACCAUGAUGCUACUGCUGACUUUGAUAUGUAUGAUUCAGUCUUUGAAGGUGUGGUUUUCAAAGGACUGCCGAAGACAUGAUUUAAUAGCAAUAUGUAAAGAGUACACGAAAAUCGGCUGAUACAGUAUUAGACAUUCAAAAUCAUUUUUUUUUUAUCUUUUCCCUAACAAUUUCACAGUUCCCUGGAACUGGUUCAUAUUUUCAAAGAUAACAGAACUUGGAACCAACAGUUCAACUCCAAAAAAAAAAAAAAAAAAAAAAAAAAAAGAUUAAAAUUAGUGAAAUUUUGAAA